CCUCACUCACCCUCACCUUCACCCUCCAAGCUUAAGCAUAAGCUAACAAGCUCAUUCACUCCUUCGACCAACAGAAACUCACCUCCUUUCAAUUCUCUCAUCAAUAACUUCUCAACAGCACACCCGAAUUUCUGCAAAUAUGAAGUCAAUCUCUCUCGCCCUCACUAUGCUCUUGAGCAGCACUCUUGCCGCCCCUGCAGACACUACCUAUGCUGCGUUGGCUGCUCGCGAAGAAGCUGAAUCCUCGAACGGCUUUAUUGGCGGCGGACUAGGCCCCCGCGACGGUUCAAAGCAAGCUGAACACGCUUCACCAGCUGUCGUGUCGACCGAGUUGGAGCAGGCUGUCGACUUGGGCAGCCUCGCAGCCGUCCUUCAGUUUUUGCAAAACUCUGGCGGGGUUUCGAAGCGAGAGAGUUCGGAACAGACUGAGCAGACUGAGCAGGCUCUGAAGAUUGAUCUUCUCAACAGUGUCAAUGGCAAGCCUCGCGGCGGACUCCUUGGCGGCCAGCUCAUCCCCGGCGUGCUAAAGCGAGGGGAGGCCGUACAAUUUCCGGAACUCACUGUCGCCCAAGUCCAGGCUAUAAUUGCGGCCCUCAGGAACGCUGGGCUCCCAGCUAAGCAAAAGUUCACGCUUGAAGAGCGCGAGGAGACCCUUCACAGCCUGGGCGGUCUGGUAUCCCUGGACGACCUACCACUUGUUGGCGAAGUUGCGGGAAAGCUUGACGUCAAGACUGGCCUUGACUCACUGUCUAAGCGCGAGGAUGCCGGCCUCAUCAGCGGAGCCCUUGGUCUCGCGGGUGGUCUCUUGAAUGGCGUACUCGGCCUUGCCGACGGCAUCCUUGGCGGUCUUACCAAGACUGGCCCCAAUACUGCCACUGUAGACCCUGUUAAGGUCCUCGGAGGACUUACUGGUACAAUCACAUCUGGCAACCUGGGUAGCGUGGGAAGUCAGGCUGGUCUGAGUGCCUUGAAUGCUUUGGGCGGCCUUAAGGGAUUGAUCAAGGGAUUGGGCUCUCUUAGUGCCUUCAAGGAUCUCAACCUCAAGCGCGAUGAGACCGCGGUUGCCGGCGGCGCCCUCGGUGCUAUGAGCCAGCUGGUUGCGUUGACUGCAGCUCAUAUCCCCGAGUUGCAGGCAGCCAACGCGAAGUUCGCAGAGGCUUGCGCUGAGAUCCAGGCCAUCGCUGAGGCCAAGGCUCUUGCCGAGCCCUCCGAGGAGACUGACAAGUCCCAAUGAAGAGAAAGCCAAGCUAUCUAGCAUUGAAUUGUGGAAGGAAUUGGAAACGCGAAUCUUUGGCGAUCUCUCAGUCGGUUCUAGCAACAGACUGGAGACUCUUUUUGGAAUCAGCAAUUUUGGAAUUAGGAGUGCGUAGCCUUUGAUGUGUAGUUGUUGUUAAGAGUUGAACGGAAUUCUUUUAUCUUGCAAAUCAAUUGCGUUUGCCGCAUGUGAUGCCAUCAUCGAUACGCCCCG
This is a messenger RNA of Ilyonectria robusta, 1468 nucleotides long. RefSeq lists its product as uncharacterized. Lineage: Eukaryota; Fungi; Ascomycota; Sordariomycetes; Hypocreales; Nectriaceae. The coding region runs from base 140 to 1234 and encodes 364 amino acids. The transcript has a single exon. The record is from RefSeq and is a predicted model, not a curated record.